Messenger RNA from Debaryomyces fabryi, 1446 nucleotides. Its product is annotated as mannosylinositol phosphorylceramide synthase regulatory subunit. The record is from RefSeq and is a predicted model, not a curated record. NCBI's taxonomy places the organism in Eukaryota, Fungi, Ascomycota, Pichiomycetes, Serinales, Debaryomycetaceae. The transcript has a single exon. Bases 1 to 1446 code for a protein of 481 amino acids.
AUGACUGUAACUUUAUUACCAACACAUGGACACGAAGACCAAAAUGCAGCAUCCGAUCAUCAGGCUUCGAAAACUAAGAUAAUUUUCAUAUCGCUUCUUUUCGUAGUCUCAUUAUCUUCAUUUGUUCUACAAACAGAACUUACGUCCCAGGUGUUCCAGCUCGGGUUUAAUGAACCGGUAGUUAUGCUAUUAGUUACUCAUGGAGCUUGGUGGAUAUUGUGGCCGAUGCAGGUGCUUAUUAUUUCUAUCUGGAGAACAGGCAAGAAAAUCCAACUGCAGUCCAAAACUAGACAUGGAGGCAGUUCUCGCUACCAAAGGUUAGACUCCAACUCACAGUUGUUAGAGAAUGGAGAUGUUCCUACACGCUCAGAUGACCAUGGAUCGCUUGACAUUUUGAAAUAUUUAAGAAAAGCUAUUGUCAGACAGGUUCGUAAUGUUUACCAUACAUCAAUCUUGAUCUACGAAGCUAAUGUCAACGAUGAUACGUCCACAUAUAACUGUCACAAGCUUAUAGACCAGAAUCCCCGUAUUUUGAGUUCGAGCUCUUUGACCGAAUGUUUCAAGACUUUUUUUUCCACCGAAUCAUUCAAAUACAUUUUUGUGAAGAGUGCUAUAAUCACGGUGAUUUUAACGGUUGCCGGAGGCUCCUGGUUCGUCUCCAUGGCCAUGACUUAUGCCUCCGAUGUGACCGCGAUUUAUAAUUGUUCUGCGUUCACAGCUUAUGCCUUUGCCAUCCCAAUAUUGCAAGAAAAGUUCUCUUGGUUGAAAGCAAGUUCAGUUGUGGCAGCAGUUGCAGGAGUCUUCAUUGUUGCCUAUUCCGACGACGGGUCGUCAGAUGCGCCAACAGGUUCCGACGGUGAAGAGCUCUAUCCUAAUAGACUCUGGGGAAAUUUGAUUAUCUUUAUCGGUGCCAUCUUGUAUGGGUAUUACGAAGUCUUAUAUAAGAAAUACACCUGUAUUCCACCACAUUUGGUCAAAAUUAUUACUCCACGUCGUCAAUUAACCUUUGCAAACUUUAUCAUGUCUAUAUUUGGUGUGUUUACGGCAAUAAUAUUGGUAAUAAUUAUGGUCUUCGGUGAAAUAUUCCAUAUCCAUAGUUUCAACUUUUUCAAUUACGGUGACAAUACUUUGAAGAUCUGGGCUUUUAUCUGUGGUUCUUCUCUUGCAAAUAUCUUAUUCAGUGCGCUGUUUUUGUCUCUUAUGGCACUCACCAACCCAGUUUUGUCUUCGGUUAGUUCGUUGUUGACUAUUUUCUUAAUUGGAAUUGUUGAAUGGUUUCUUUUUGGUAACAAGUUGAGCUUCCAACAAUUACUUGGAGACCUCUUUGUUAUUAUCGGGUUUAUCAUGUUGACUACUGCUUCAUGGAAAGAAAUUAGUGAGGGUAAUGACGAUGACGACGUCGAAAACGUCAGUACUCUUUCAUUCGCUAUCAGUACUGAAGGUUGA